AUGGUCAAACAUCAUCUUAUGAUAGGCACAUGGACACCACCGGGUGUAAUCAUCACAGUCGCCUUCGACGACGAAACCCUGGAGUUGGAGCUGGUGAAGAAGACAGACAUCCCAGAAGAUGAGCCGAUAAGUUGGAUGGCUUUUGACCAUCAACGGAAAACCAUCUAUGGCGCGUCCAUGAAGAAAUGGAGCUCCCACGAGGUCAAGAGCCCAAGUGAGAUUGUGCACACUGGCAGUUUUCCCAUCGGUGGCCAUCCCAGAGCCAACGAUGCAGACACUAAAACGCGUGCCAUCUUCCUCCUACCCGCACAGAAGCCUCCCUACAAUGUCUACUGCAACCCCUUCUACGACUUUGCAGGCUAUGGCAACGUCUUCUCCGUCAAUUCAUCCGGUCACAUCAAGGAGAACAUACAAAAUUAUGAGUACUGCGACAAGACCGCAAUCCACGGCAUGGUCUUCGAUCCUUCUGAAACCUACCUCUAUAGCGCGGACAUGUGGGCAAACAGAGUCUGGUGCCACAAGAAGAAGGAUGCAGAGGGCCGGAUGGAGACGGUGGGAUACACGGAAGCGCCUGCGCCCAAAGAUCAUCCAAGAUGGGUCGAGAUGCAUCCCACUGGAAACUAUCUCUACGCAUUGAUGGAAGGAGGCAACCGGUUGUGCGAAUAUGUGAUUGAUCCUCAGACAAAGCUGCCAAUCUAUACACACAAAGUGUAUCCCUUAAUUCCACCUGGCAUUCCCAACGCAGACACCAUGUACCGCUCCGAUGUCUGCUUCCUCACCAAAUCGGCAAACCAUCUCUUCGCAACCUCGCGGUCCAACUCCUUCUCCCUCACUGGCUAUAUAGCCGCCUUCAAGAUUGCACCAUCGGGCGCCAUUGAGCGACAGAUAUGUCUCAAUCCUACACCCACUUCUGGUGGUCACUCGAAUGCAGUGUCGCCAUGUCCUUGGUCAGACGAAUGGCUGGCGCUUACUGAUGAUGAAAAGGGCGGAGUGGAGAUUUAUAGAUGGCAUGACGAGUUUCUGGCGAGGGUUGCAAGACUGGAAGUGGGAGAGAAAGGCUUUGGCAUGAACGCUAUUUGGUAUGAUUAG
Plenodomus lingam JN3 is the source of this 1089-nucleotide messenger RNA. RefSeq lists its product as uncharacterized. The record is from RefSeq and is a predicted model, not a curated record. Gene Ontology annotation, molecular function: protein binding; 6-phosphogluconolactonase activity. Lineage: Eukaryota; Fungi; Ascomycota; Dothideomycetes; Pleosporales; Leptosphaeriaceae.